Molecule: messenger RNA, 1677 nt
Organism: Symbiodinium sp. CCMP2456
Lineage: Eukaryota; Dinophyceae; Suessiales; Symbiodiniaceae
Source: the annotation of a GenBank genome assembly
AUGGACAGCUUCCUCGAGAUCAUUGACGGGUUUCAUCAGCAGCAACUGGCUCUUGCCGAAGAGCAACACGCUGCGCUGCGGCAAGCGGUGCUGAAUCACCUUGAAGGGGAAUCGUUGGAUGCGAAGCCUGUGGAAUCUCCGGUUCAUGACCCUGCCCGGCUACAGCUGAGUGCAACACAGCUCACCUCACAGCCCGCCUUGCAGAUCGAUGACCCGGACCCGUGUCCCUGCAGCCCUGUAGCCAGCCGCGCAGUGCGCCAUGGGUGUGUUCGAUCCCGAGCUUCGAAACUCCGUGGAUGGCUUUCCUUGUCUUCGAAGCCGGAAUCGGAGGAGACGCUGUGCAAGGUCGUGCCCAGCGGUCAAAACUUGGAUCCCAUGGCCAGGAGGCUUCGAUGUUUGGAUCGAGCCGCCGCGAUUCUGCUGUUCCUCAAUGGCGUUUGCAUGAUGGUGGAGCUGGAGUUGGAAGGGCGGGCAGCAGCUGAAACGUUGUCGAGCAGCGACACGAGCCAUUGCGUCUUCCUGGCCUGCCCUGGAGAACUGCACUCGUUGGGGCGACUCAUCGCCGGAUGGUUCGAUCUUCUUUUCUUCCUGGAGCUGAUGGCCCGCUUGGCGUUGGAGAAGGGGAAAGUUUACAUGGUGCCGGCGAUCUGGUUUGACGCAAUCCUCGCAAUCGCUGGCAUGGUACACCUGGUUUUCAUCAUUGUCAUUGAGGUUGGCGAGGUCACUGCAGGUGCACCCAUUAUGUACACCGUUGUGAUUGUCAGAGCAUUGCGUGCCAUACGUCUCCUACGAGUUCUUCGCUUCUGCCGUGGCCUUCGCAUGUUCCUCUCGGCGUGCAAAACGUUUUUGACAUCGCUGGUGUGGGCGAUGGUGCUGCUGGGGAUAUUUUUGUCUACAUCUGCCCUGAUCAUCGGGAACAUGUUGCAACAUUACAUUACGGAUCCCAUGGAGAGCUUGGAGAUGCGAACCUGGAUGUGGGAGCAUUAUGGCACCGCUUACAAUGCCGCCUACACCUUCUUCGAAGUGACUUUCGCCGGGAAUUGGCCGACCAACGUCAGACCCGUGCUGGACAACGUCAGCAAGCUGUACGUCUUAUUUUUCGGUGCAUACAUCAUUGUCGUCGUGUUUGCUCUCGUCCGUGUCAUCACAGCGAUUUUUUUGAGAGAUACUUUGGAAGCGGCGCAAUCCGAUGCUGAGUUCAUGGUCGUGGAAAGUUUGCGCAAGCGAGCUCGAUAUGUCCAAAAGCUAGAAGGCAUUUUCAAAGCUAUUGACAAGACCGGCAAGGGCAUGGUCACAGAAUCAAGGCUGAAUGACAUGCUGAGCGAUCCCACUGUGAAAGCACAUUUCCAGUCGAUUGAUGUCGACAUUCAUCAAGGUGUGGCAUUGUUUCAUUUGCUCGACAAUGGAGACGGGGAAGUCACUUUAGAGGAGUUUGUCGACGGCAUCUUGCGAUGCAAAGGCCAAGCCAGGGCCAUUGAUCAAGUCGCGCUUCAUGCGGAGCUGAAGCAGUUGGACAUGAAGCUUUCCCGGAUGACGCGGAUUUUCACCCAAGUGUACCCUACGCUUCUGAGGAAGUCCACACAGGCAGCCAAGUCACCCACACCUCAGAAGGGAGUGAUGCGGCGUUUGUCUAUGGCCUCUGACAGUUUCCUGGGGCACCAGGCUCUAGCAGACUAG